AUGGAGCCUUCCUUCCUAAUCAAGAUACCCCCCUUCAAGCUUUACUCAACGGCGUUCGCGGCCUGCUUCGCCCCGCUUGGCUGCCUUAUUACGUUCGCAAUGCCGAUAUCCGGGCCUAUGGAUUUGCCUGUAUGGCAGUGGCUACCCGUACUUUUUUUCAUUGUAAUCCAGUGUUCCUUCAUAUUCGCUCCAUGGGCUAAUACUUUCCUGUCUGAUGUUUGGGGUGAUCGCCGUGUAGCGAAGUACUUCAAGAUAGGUCUCAUGGCGGGUGUCUGGCAGCUAUUCUGGCUUGGUAUCGUACCGGCCUUCACUCCCUAUUGGCCUCUACCCUGGAUGCCAGUGAUUGGCGGCCUAACACUUUCGGUCGGAGUUGUUAUGGUCUACUAUGAGCUCCCGAAGGAUAGGCGCUCCGCCGCAUCCAGGAAGGAUAUGACUAUGAUGUUCUUCACCAUCGGCAAUUGCAUCUUCAUUUUCGCCAUUGCCUGUCCACUUCUGUACUAUUUGUCGCUCAAUUACGACGGCUUCUUUAAGAUGUGUAUUUUUCUAUCGUUUUUCCUCCUUAGAGCGGGAUUUGAGAGAAUAGCUAAGCAUUAUGCCAAGUUAUACUGCAUUGAUUGUUAUCCUAUAAUAAUUUUAUUUGCGAUGUACGCUUAUGAAUUCUUCGUUGCUUCCGUCAUCAGUUCCGUUACCCAGAUCUGGCUGGCCAUGUUGCUGAUCGCUUUGGACCUUGGCGAAAACCUAUAUUAUAUUUAUUGUAGCUAUGUGAGAAGAUCUUCGGGUCCAGGAGACAUCGGGAAGGACACUCCGGACGGACCAGCUUCCCUCGAAGUCCGAGAAUCCGAUGCACAGAACAUAGAGAAAGACGAUUCGAAACAACCCAGGGAUGCGUGGCCGCCGGAGCUACCUCUCGUGAUUGCCGAUCCCAGUACCCUUUCCGCAGUUGGUGGUGUCAAAGAGGAUGGUCUAAGCUUCUCGCGGAUAGUACCAUCUACAGACGGGAGUGUGGCUGGGAAUCUGGAGCUUAAUAGUGGUUCUAACUUUCCCGGCUUGGAACAGCAGGUUUCAGCCGAGCUUCCAGUCACUGUGGAUUGUCGUAGCAUUCCACGGCGAGGCUCCAGUAUGAGCACGCUGUCUUCUUUCACUAAUUUGCCCAAAUCUGAGCUUCAGGAAGGAGAGCCUACCGAUAAUAAUGGCGCGAAGACAACAACUAAUAACGGCUCUCAUGGUGGAAUGUCGUUGCUCUCGAGCAAGAGCGAUCCCGUUGGUAUCGUUGAGAACUCCAAUACCAACAUGGACGACGAUGAGAUAAUUCAGACAGAUGAGAGAAUCAGGCGACCACUCUCCAUCAUGACAAUUGCAAUCUGCAAGGAAGUUGUUGAGAUCCUCGCUCCUGUGCAUUAUCUAGUCUGCUUCGUUGUUCUACGUUCCCUGAAUCCCAAGCUCCACGACGCCUUCUGGGAUAUGACAGACGAAGAGUUCAUGCGUGGGAUCCGUAGGCUGUUAAUCGAUAUCGUAGCCGAAAUUGGUGUUUUCAUAUUACUUGUCACCUUCAUGAAGCGAUGGUACCAUGAAUCUAUCAUAUCUAUUUUCCUAAGACUAAUGUAUCGCUUUUUUUGGCCUUUCCUUACUUCACAGAUGGCUCUGAUGACGUAUUAUAUAGUCCUUCAAUAUACGAAUGCUGGCAUGACGGUUCCGUUCGACUUCAUGUGGAUAGGUGACAAGAACGCAACAUGGCAUGGUGGCAACUGCUAUACUGUUGGGAAUGAGACCAUCGAGGAGGUUUGCUGA
This is a messenger RNA of Perkinsus marinus ATCC 50983, 1788 nucleotides long. RefSeq lists its product as hypothetical. The record is from RefSeq and is a predicted model, not a curated record. The transcript has a single exon. Bases 1 to 1788 code for a protein of 595 amino acids. Lineage: Eukaryota; Perkinsozoa; Perkinsida; Perkinsidae.